AUGGCUUCACUUCUGAGCUGGUUCGGUGGCCCUGCCGCAUCGAAAGAACAGACAUCCAACAAGAAGACCACAGUACGAGCACUGCCAGCAGAAUGGUACACAGCGCCAGAAAUGUAUCAACUUGAGCGACGAGCAAUCUUCUCAAGAAGGUGGCUGUUCAUGACACACAACUCUCGCUUCAAGCAGGCAGGCGACUUCAUCCGCUUCAACGUUGCAGGCUACGACUUUGUUAUCAUUCAAGACCGACAGAACAAUAUCAACGCCUUCCACAAUGUAUGCAGACACCGUGCCUACCAAGUCGUCGAAGAACCACAGGGCAGGAAGAACAUCCUCUCAUGCCGAUACCACGGCUGGUCUUACGGCCUAAACGGCAAGCUUGCCAAGGCUCCUGACUACGACACACUUGACGACUUCGACAAGAACGCUAAUGGCCUAUUCCCAAUUCACGUUCACAUCGAUCAGAAGGGCUUCAUCUGGGUGAACAUGGACUCUAACGAGACCCCCGAGCUGUCCUGGGAGGAACAAUUCGCUGGCGUCGACGAACAGGAGAGAUUCGCCAAGUUCGACUUCGCCGACUACAAGCUCGAUCACACUUAUGAACUCGAAGCAAACUACAACUGGAAAAUCGCCUCCGACAACUUCAACGAAUGCUACCACUGCAAAACCACCCACCCAGACGUCCCCACCUUCCUCACAAUCGACUCCCACGACUGCGAGGGCAAAGACGGCCACAUCCAACACGACCAAGCCCCCACCGACGAACAAAAGGAAAAGGGCUUCGACGUCAACAGCACCUACUACUUCCCCCACGUCAGCAUGUCCAUCUCACCCCACUUCAUGAUGAUCCAGCGCUUCAUGCCCGUCGGCCCCUCCAAAACCACAGUCGAGUACGAAGUCUACCGCAACACCAACUCCUCCGACGAAGACUUCAAGGCUAUCGCCGACACUUACGCGAGAGUCAUGAAGGAGGAUAAAGCGCUCUGCGACAAGGCUCAGCGGAACCUUAACGCGGGAGUGUUCGUCAAUGGUGAACUUCACCCGCGAUGGGAGAAGGGACCGUUGUUCUUUCAGAGCUCGGUGCGCGAUGUUAUCACGGAGCACUUCAAGAAGGAGAAAGCUGCGGGUCAGGAGAUUUGGCCCGCGAGGCAGAAGGUGGCGGGUGCGAGUGGUGUGAGUGAUGAGGAUUUGGAGAUUUGCAAGGGGAUUGGAUGUGGACAGCAGAAGGAGAUUUUGGCUUGGUAA
Fulvia fulva is the source of this 1242-nucleotide messenger RNA. RefSeq names its product Carnitine monooxygenase oxygenase subunit. The transcript has 2 exons. NCBI's taxonomy places the organism in Eukaryota, Fungi, Ascomycota, Dothideomycetes, Mycosphaerellales, Mycosphaerellaceae. The record is from RefSeq and is a predicted model, not a curated record. Gene Ontology annotation, molecular function: 2 iron, 2 sulfur cluster binding; iron ion binding. The coding region runs from base 1 to 1242 and encodes 413 amino acids.